Messenger RNA from Dermochelys coriacea (leatherback sea turtle), 3290 nucleotides. RefSeq names its product solute carrier family 52 member 2 (gene SLC52A2). Gene Ontology annotation, biological process: riboflavin transport. Bases 398 to 1732 code for a protein of 444 amino acids. Gene Ontology annotation, molecular function: riboflavin transmembrane transporter activity. The transcript is spliced from 7 exons. Gene Ontology annotation, cellular component: plasma membrane. NCBI's taxonomy places the organism in Eukaryota, Metazoa, Chordata, Testudines, Dermochelyidae. The record is from RefSeq and is a predicted model, not a curated record.
CCCGCGCGCCGCCGGCUCCUCAGUCAGGGACCCGCCAGGCCGGAUGUUGCGGCGCCAUCCCGGGUCCGUCACUUCCGGGGCGGGGCCACCCCCUUGGGGAACCGGGGCGGAGGCUGGAGCCGCGUGUGCGUGAGACUUGCCAGGAGGGAGCUCAGGAGGUGUUGGGACAUCAAGUGGUGCUGGAGUCUCAUCUCACAGGCUGUCUGGUUGCCUCCCAACCAUAAGGAAGAAUCUGCUGAGGCUGCAGAGAAGGGCACUGAGGCUGGCCAGAGCAAUGGCUUGCUGUGGGGAUCCCUGCUCCAGCAGCUCUGGACUCCGCGUUGUCCUUUGCCUGGCAUAGCUCGGGCUGUUGGGAGAGAUUCAGUUUUGGAUCCACCAGUCUAUCAGGGCUGAGAGAAUGGCUGCGUCUGUGAUGGGCCAGGCCAUGAUCACCCACGUGCUGGUGGCCCUUUUCGGAAUGGGCUCCUGGGUCUCCGUGAACUCCUUGUGGGUGGAGCUACCCGUGGUGGUGAAGUGGCUUCCAGAAGGCUGGAAUCUCCCUGCCUACCUCUCAGUCCUCAUCGCCCUGGGGAACAUGGGCCCCCUCGCUGUCACCCUGGCUCACAAGCUGGCCCCUGGGCGGCUGAAGGAGCGCUGGGUCAUCCAUGCCAUCCAGGUGCUGGGCGUGGUGGCAGCCCUCUUCAUGGCUCUCUUCUGGCACCGGACGGCAAUGGUGGCAGGGGAGCCCCACAGCCUGGCCUUCCUGCUCCUGGCCUUCCUCCUGGCCUUCGUCUGCUGCACUUCCAAUGUCACCUUCCUGCCCUUCAUGUACCAGUUCCCCCAGCAGUUCAUCCGCACCUUCUUCGUCGGCCAGGGCCUGAGCGCCCUCUUCCCUUGCGUGGUGGCGCUGGCCCAAGGGGUGGGCAAGCUGGAGUGCCGCAACGCCACCUCCGGCAACGGCUCCCAGCCCCACUACCUGGAGGAGAACUUCCCGGCGGACACCUACUUCUGGCUGAUGUCCGCCAUGCUCGCUGUCUCAACGCUCUCCUUCCUGGGGCUGAUCCUGCAGCGCAGCCGCACCAGCAGCUCCACCGCUCACCAGGAGAGCUCUUCCAAGGGCAGUGUGGAGACGGAGGAGUCCUUCCCACUGCAGGACGGCACCCCCACAUCGGACAGCGCCACAGAGAUCACCAAGGACGCCCACCCCCCGGCCCAGACCAGCUCCUUCUGGACAGGCCGGAACAUCUACCUGCUGGUGCUGCUGGGUGUCUCCAACGCACUGACCAACGGUGUGCUGCCCUCGGUGCAGAGCUACUCCUGCCUGCCCUAUGGGAGCAUGGCCUACCACCUCUCCGUGGUGCUCAGCAACAUCGCCAACCCCGUGGCCUGCUUCAUCGCCAUGUUUGUGCUGUGCAGGUCAGCGGUGGGCUUGGGCAUCAUCUCUGUGCUGGGAGGCAUCUUUGCAGCCUACCUGAUGGUGCUGGCUGCGCUCAGCCCCUGCCCUCCCCUGCUGGGCAAUGCCGCAGGAGUCGCCCUGGUGGUGCUGUCCUGGAUACUGUUCCUGGGGCUCUUCUCCUACCUCAAGGUGGUGAUCGGCAGCCUGCUGCACGAGGCCGGCCAUGCGGCGCUGGUGUGGUGUGGAGCGGUCAUCCAGGCGGGCUCCCUGGUGGGGGCCCUGGCCAUGUUCCCCAUUGUCAGCAUCUAUCACCUCUUCCAGAGCGGACAGGACUGUACCGACAGCUGUGGGGCAUGAGCGGGGGCCAGGACACAGCAGCCCCAUGGGGGGCUCUGCCUGGAUGGAGCUGGCACCCGCUGGCCUCUGCCUUAGGGACGUAAGAAUUGCUGUAGAGGGUCAGAGCGCUGGGCCAUCUCGUCCCGCGGCUCCUGGCCAGUAGCUGAUGCUUCAGAGGAAAAGCCCCUGGUGCCCCGGCCAACUGGGAACCUCUGCUCUCCCAGGGGAAGGCUGGCUCCUCCCCUGCUGCUCGGAGCACCGAGGGCUGUGGGCCGGUCACGCUAUCCUACAGGCCAGGCGCUCGCUCGGAGGCCUGCCCAGCCCCGCUGCCUGGGGAGAGGGGUAGCAGCCCUGCCUUGCUGCCUGGUUCCCUGGGGCUGGCAGCUGCUGCACUCGCUGUUUCUCUGGCUGAUUUUUAGGACGCACUGAACUGGGGCUGGGGUGGGGGAGGGCCCCCUUUGCUGACGCUGCUGCCGAUGUCAGAACUGGGGGCCCCUGUGGCGCAGGACUAGGCCCCACUGGGUGUCGUUCCCCCCUGCAGGGGAUCCCACAGCAAUGGCCGCUGACUGGAUGGAGCCGCUGGGCAUCCUUCUCCUGCACCAUUCCACUUGCUCUGUGGCCUCACCCAGCCCUCCCAGUCCCCACCCAGUGCUCUCAACACACGUUAAUCCUGAGCACCCACAGCCCCUGCUGCCCCUGACCUGGGCGUCCCUUCCCACACCCUGCCCCCAGCGCUCCAUUCCCGGGGCCUCUCCUUGGCACUGACCGAGCCCUCGGCUGAGCCUGGGGGUCUGGCGCACGUUAACCUGCCUGCUGGGGCUGCCGUGUGUUCGAUACCCUUUGUGCUGUGUUAGCCCCGGGGAAUCCGGCCAGCUGCGGGCCGGGGAAUUAACCCCUGCUCACUGAAGAGCAGUGGGAUUGCGGGGAGCCCAAGGAGGAGCUGGGCUCUGAUCCCAGCCAGAGCAGCCUGCUCCCUCUAGUCUGUGCCCCAGAGCUGGUGUCUGUGCCCCGCCUUCAAGAGAAUGUUCCCCAGCCACCUCCUGGGGGAGGGUGGGGGUUCCCUGAUGCCCAGCCGGCCCCAUGCUUCACUCCCAGCAGCCUCUUCUCCAGCACGGGGCUGAUCAGCCUCAGCCCAGGGAGUUUAUCUUGGCAGGUCAAGGGGCAAACGGUUGCCUGACCCUCUGCGGGUCUGCAUGGCUCCUGCCCCACAAAAUCAGGGGGGGAUGGGGGUUCCUCACUGUGUGUGGCGGGGGGAGGCGCUCCGCUCCCUAGGGAGCCUCCAUGCAGAAAUCUGCAGCCUUGGGGGGUCUCCUAAACCAUGCCCCGUCUUUCCAACCUGUGUAGGGUGGCAUGCGCGGCCUGGCUAUUAGCCAUGCCACCUCCACGUGCCCUGUUGAAUGCUGCCCGGUGUGCUCAUGUCUCUGUGUCUUACUGGCUCCGCGGGGCUUUGCUUGGGGCGGGCAGGCAAGCAGCAAUCUGUCUCUGUGGCUUUAGAAAGAUGGUGAUUUUGUGUAGAUGCUGACUCCCCUCCCCCAUGGGCCAAGGGGGGGUGGAGCAGGAAUAAAGCUUUGUAUCAUAA